Molecule: messenger RNA, 976 nt
Organism: Acanthoscelides obtectus
Lineage: Eukaryota; Metazoa; Arthropoda; Insecta; Coleoptera; Chrysomelidae
Source: the annotation of a GenBank genome assembly
UAGUUUUUAUUUAAACAUUUAUUAGUUUCGUUAAUUAAACAGUUCCUUUAUACUCGUAUCUUAUAAUAUAAGCCUUCAAUAUCAGAAGCGCAAUGUUUGCAUUAAAAAAACAUUAGAUCACCUCUUACACAUUUGGAAUGAGACCAUAACAAGUUAUGCACUGAAUCUAUUGUUGGAACACUAUCGACGUAUGAAUCAGUGCACUAUAAACAAAUCGUACUCUCGUCAUCUGAAUCUACAGCAUUACCGUCAUUUUCAUCGACGGUGUCAUCAGCAAUCUUAUCAACUUAUCCGUUCCUUUUUCUUUACCCUUUCCUUUGCCCUUCCCUUUUCCUUUUUCUAUUCUGUCCUUAGUAUCUGUUUUUUUCUUCUUAUAUGUUCUCUUUUGUUUUUCAUAUCUAAAAGAUUUAGUUUUUCCGGGGUGUCGGUAUAUAUGAUGGGUGAUUUUUUUGCUAGUAUCUUUUUGGCAAUACUGUUUUUGACAGUGGCGCCGCUUUUGGAAAGGGUCUUAGCUCUUCAAAUAUUGCUGAUGAAGUUGAGGAAAGGUUUACAUUGUGUAAAGAUGGGGGCACAUUUGUUUCUGUAGAAUGAACGUGUUCUGGUAUUUUGUGGUUUUCUCUCAGUUCCGGUUCAAAUACAGAAUUGAAUGUUUCGUCAAAAAUAGAACGUGACUCACAUUGAGUCCUCAAAGAUCUUGUAGGAGAGGGUGUUGUGGUAGUAAUCUGGUCUGUAUUUACAGAUAAACAUUGCGGUGCCAGAAAGUGAGUUUCAGUUAUUGUAUGGUGAUCAGGAAUUGGAACCUCAUCGACGAUAGACAACCUUUUAGAUGCAUCGGAAGUCGAUGGAACAGACACUGUGCUCCUAUCACAUGCUGAAGGAUCAUCACCGUCACAUAAGAACCACUAAACUUGGAGUCAAGAAAAACGUUUUCAUUCAAUGGUGAAGUCCCGGAUACUCCGAAUCCUGAUUGUAUAUU